Diuraphis noxia (Russian wheat aphid) is the source of this 3001-nucleotide messenger RNA. Its product is annotated as high affinity cationic amino acid transporter 1-like. Gene Ontology annotation, biological process: L-ornithine transmembrane transport; L-arginine import across plasma membrane. Gene Ontology annotation, cellular component: plasma membrane. NCBI's taxonomy places the organism in Eukaryota, Metazoa, Arthropoda, Insecta, Hemiptera, Aphididae. The record is from RefSeq and is a predicted model, not a curated record. Gene Ontology annotation, molecular function: L-ornithine transmembrane transporter activity; L-lysine transmembrane transporter activity; L-arginine transmembrane transporter activity.
AGCUAUGUCCAACAACGCGGUAACGUAGUUAAUCGUGCGGUAACCUUAUUACCUAACCAACCAAUCACAGCAAGGGAUUCACGCGAACGUGUAUAGUGGAAACCCACCUUUAUUUUCCAUCGUUUGCCGGUGUGCCGCUUAAAGAGUACCAAGGUCCAAGGUAUAUACUGUCCGGUCGAAGAACACGCGCAGACACUGCUCGAAUUUGUCAGCAGCACAUUGCGCGUCCGUUCCCCGCACCAAAUAUUUAUUAAUAUUUAUUUAUACCAUAACAGUUCGCAAAGCAUAAUAAUUAAUAAUCAUAUAGAAACCUCGCAUAAUCUACAUGUAACGUAAUCGUAUAGUGUCAUUAAUAUUUUUUUAACGCUUUGUUGCUUCUGUCGACGUUUUUUUAACGUAUAAGUGUGCAUAAAUGAUACAACUUACCUACCUAUACGCGGUCGAAACGAAUAACUGUAUUGCGGUGUUGAUGGACCACAUUGUGUGCAAUUUUUAAAUUUUUUACCAUAUUUAUGCGUAUUCCAUAUACAAUUCCUAUACGUACGCGGUAAGCUGUUAGUCGCCUUUACCCGAUUUUCCGUUUCAGGCGUUUCACAGAAUACGACGAUUAUCACACUUGUUAUACUGAUAAUAUAACACUAAAUGAUGGACGAUCCUUGGUACAAAUCGACAGAUUCGUUGACGUGGGCGUUGACGAGGAAAAAGACAGAUUUGGAUGAAUCGAAUAAAAAAAAACUCAAUAGGGUAUUGACCUUCUUCGACUUGACGGCAUUGGGCACCGGCUGCACAUUGGGAAGCGGUGUGUACAUAUUGGCCGGAACAGUGGCCAAAUCGAUCGCCGGCCCAGCCGUAGUCCUGUCUUUUGUCAUUGCCGCCGUAGUAUCUGCAUUUUCUGGACUGUGUUAUGCUGAAUUGGCUGGUAGAGUACCCAAAGCUGGAUCAGCAUACAUUUACAGUUACGUGGCAGUUGGUGAGUUCACAGCGUUCAUCAUUGGUUGGAAUCUAAUCGUCGAAUAUCUCAUUGGAACCGCGGGCACGGCUAAGGCCAUGAGUAAUUACUGUGAUUCUUUGCUGGGCAAUCCGCAGAAAAGAUACAUGACCAAAUAUUUUCCCAUACACAUCAGCUUCUUAGGCGAUUAUCCUGACUUAACAUCAUUCUUUGUGAUUGUCAUCAUAGCACUAUUGGUAGCUUGGGGUGUUCGUGAAUCGUCGAUUACCAACAACAUAUUUACUGCAUUAAAUCUUAUUACCGUUUGCACCGUGAUUGUCACUGGGUGUUACAAAGCUAAUAUAUCAAACUGGUCUAUUCCAAAAAGCGAAAUACCACCUGAAGUAAAAGGCGGCGAAGGCGGAUUUUUACCAUUCGGAUGGGUCGGUGUUGCAACGGGAGCUGCGAAAUGUUUUUACGGAUUCAUCGGUUUUGAUUCGAUUGCCAUGACUGGUGAAGAAACAAAAAAUCCCAAAAGAGACAUACCGCUGGCGAUCGUCGCUUCUCUGUUCCUGAGUACGAUCGCUUAUUGCGGCGUGGCCAUCGUUUUGACACUCAUGUGGCCUUACUUUUUGAUGGAUGCGGAUGCUCCACUUCCGGUCCUCUAUGAAAAUUUAGAUAUGCCGAUGAUAAAAAUUAUAGUCUCAGGUGGUGCGAUGUUUGCAUUGUGCACGAGUCUUUUGGGUACACUAUUUCCACUACCUCGUAUCUUGUACGCGAUGGCUAACGAUGGUCUGCUUUUCAAGUUCUUAUCGAAUAUCAACGCGACGACCAUGACCCCUCUAAUAUCCACGAUCAUAAGUGGACUUUUCGCCGGUACUUUGGCUGUUGUGUUCAAUCUUGAGCAACUCAUCGAUAUGGCGUCCAUUGGUACACUCCAGGCUUACACGAUUGUUUGCAUUUGCGUGUUGAUAUUGCGGUACACAAACAACAAUCCGCCCAUCCAAGACAAUAAUACAACGAAAUCAAAUGGUAUCACGGUUUUCAMAUGGUUAAAUUUGUCGAACGCAAAAGUGCCGAACUCCGACACCCAAUACGUUUCAAGGGCAUUGAUAUUUAUAUUUAGUGUAUCUACGUUUGUGUUUGGAAUAAGUCUCGCAAAUAUGGGAUCAUAUCAUGGAACCACGAGGAACGUACUCAUGAUAAUAAAUUUUGUAUCGAUUUUGGUGUUGUUGAUAACGUUGAUCAUGCUGAGUAGACAUCCGACAGCCGAGGAAGAUCUAUCGUUCAAGGUACCUUUGGUUCCCAUUGUACCGUGUUUGAGCAUUAUACUAAAUGUUUACCUGAUGAUGGAACUGGAGUACAAGACWUGGAUAAGUUUCACCGUGUGGCUCAUCUGUGGAUUAUUGAUAUAUUUGUUCUAUGGUAUCGGUCACAGUUUAGAAGGAAAUAAGCAAAACAUUCACCAAAAUACAAUUCAAAUCAAUUUGAGUUAGGUCCUUGAACAUUUCUAAAAUUACCCAUAAGUUUGAAUCAACAAUCAACUUAAUUGGAUUUCUCAUUUAUUUUUAAAAAUAUGUGUUUGUAAAAUGAAUGACCUUUAUUGUAUAGGUACUUAACARUAUUAAUAUUACUCGUAUAAUAUUUUUGAUAAACAUAUCCAUCAUAAUCAACAUCAUUGUCCAAAAAUAUUGUUAUAUCAAAAAGUAUUUUAGUUAAAGUAAUAUAAAUGUCACGUAUAUUUGAAUUCUUGAUCCAUUUCACGAAACGAAACUUCAUUUUUUUAAAUCACUUCAUUAUGUAGAAAUUCAGAAAUGUAGUAUUAUGAAACUUGUGUCAUCAUUUGUAUGUACGAGUACGUAUAACGUAAGAUUAAUACAUAUUAUAUUAAUUAUAAACAUACUAAUAAUACAUAGUAUGAAUCCAGUAUGUAUUUUUGUUAUGUAACUAUAAUAGUAACUAACUAUACGGGUAAUACAUGGACAUCACACUAUUCACAAUUCACACUCGGCCACUCAAAUCAGAUAUUCAGAUAUACACAGUAAUUACUUAUUACUUACUAACAUGAUAUAU